AUGUGUGUCACAGCUGAUGACGUCAGCAUAAACAAAACAUUCACAUCAUCAUCUUCAUCAUCGCUGUUGUCGUCAUCACCACAGCCGGAAGACAGUCUAGACACGGAUUUCGAUGCUGGGAGAGAAUCAACUUCCGGUGUAAUAAGCUCCACCCUGGUCUCCUAUUGGACAUGGGCGGCUACUCUUCUACAGUCUACCACUGUUACCGUUAUGUACGGGAUAAGCGGGGCAUACUGGUACGCCGCAGGUGCCACCAUACAAAUCCUCCUCUUCAGCAUCAUCAUCGUGAUGUUGAAGGUCAAGGCCCCCGGAGCUAAAACCUACCUCCAAGUCAUCAGGGCCCGGUUUGAUAGGGCCACCCACUUAACCUUCUGCGUCUUUGCACUCGUCACAAAUUUUGUCGUUACCGCAAUGCUUAUGCUGGGAGGUGCCACUGUCCUGACGAACAUGAUAAAGGGCCUGUCCAUAGAGAUGGGGACGCUACUGGUGGUCGGGACCAUCUUCAUCUACACCUUCACUGGCGGUCUCAGUGCCACCAUGUAUGUCUCGUACUUCAACACGGCCGUCAUGCUGCUACUGGUUUUAGUGUUUUUGUAUAAGGUUUUUUAUGCCGCACAGACUGGUGGCCACGGAAGCGGCGUUGACUCCGUAUAUGAUACGUUGAUAUGUUUCAAAGUGAACCAGGCAGGCAACAUGGCCGAUAGCCAUUUGACGAUGUAUUCAGCGAGGGGAUUGAUAUUCGGCAUCAUCAAUAUUGUUGGAAACUUUGGCGCCGUUUUUGUCGACCAAUCGUAUUGGCAGUGUGGGGUGGCGGCUAAACCCUUUUCAGCAGUAGCUGGCUUCUUAUUAGGUGGCCUCACCUGGUUCACCAUUCCUCUAACCUUCGGGACUACCAUGGGCCUGGCUUAUAGGGCCAUCCAGGUCCUGGAUCGAAACGUCACGACGAUGUGGAGAGGACUUGAUGAUGAUUCGGUGAAGAAAGGAUUGGUGGCCCCGUACGUAGCCAAUAGACUGAUGGGAACGAGUGGUAAUCUCAUGUGCGUCAUAUUGGUGGUCAUGGCGAUUACUUCGACUGGGGCUUCCCAGAUCAUAGCCGUGACGUCAGUGCUCGUUUAUGACGUGUACCAAUUGUAUUUGAAGGUCGGGGGGGCUUGGGUGAUUUUAUUGAAUUUUGUUAUAUUCACCAUCGCCAUCCUACCACUGACCAUCGUAAUGUACUAUUUAUCGGUCAGUUUAAAUUGGGUAUAUUCAUUCAUGGGCAUUCUGAUUGGUUCAGCCGUUCCUCCAAUCAUAUUGUCCCUAACCUGGUCGAGAUUGACCGGAAGAGGAAUGAGUUUUGGAGUCGUCGGUGGUACAAGCUGCGGAUUAGUCGUCUGGUUGAUGUAUGCGGGUCUAAAAAAUGGCGGGCUUUCGGAUUUUUUCGAAAGUACAGAAACGAGCAUGUUGGCAGGCAACCUGGCCUCGAUAAUAUCUGGGGCGGUCAUCACCGUCGUAACCAGCGUGGUCCUAAAUAGGUCAAACAAUGAUGAGAAGAACAGGGAGACGUGGGAGAUGACCAGGGAUAUCGAUAACCCUCUUAGGCCCUGGACAGAACUUUAUUCAAAGGAACUAAAUUUAGCUCCGACCGAGCAAUUAGAUUCGAGACCAUCUCUAGAAGCGAUGGAAUCAAAAUACCGACGGGCCAAGCACUUGGCGAUUAUUUUUUCCGCCAUAUUCACUAUUUUGUUAGUGUUAGUCUGGCCGGCACUCAUGCUAAUCAGUGAAGUCAUGGAUAGAAAGAGUUUCACACUUUGGGUUAAUUUUUUUAAUGAUUUUACAUUUUUUUAA
Helobdella robusta is the source of this 1827-nucleotide messenger RNA. RefSeq lists its product as hypothetical. The record is from RefSeq and is a predicted model, not a curated record. Gene Ontology annotation, cellular component: plasma membrane. The coding region runs from base 1 to 1827 and encodes 608 amino acids. Gene Ontology annotation, biological process: urea transmembrane transport. Gene Ontology annotation, molecular function: urea transmembrane transporter activity. NCBI's taxonomy places the organism in Eukaryota, Metazoa, Annelida, Clitellata, Rhynchobdellida, Glossiphoniidae. The transcript has 10 exons.